GCCACACUUGUGUGCGUGGGUCAGUGUGGGAUGGAUUGUGACACGUAACUUGGUUCGCCUUGUUGAAGCCAACCGUCCCGGCAGGACACCUCCAUCUAGGGCCGGGAGAGCACAGGAAAGACUUUUUGAAUUAUAAUUUAAUAAUUAUUAUUACUAAAACAUUUAGCAACAUGGAGGGGAGAGACGCGACUGCAGCUGCUCUUGUCGGCAAUAAUGGAGAACAGACAGCUACUAAGAAGGCUGCCCCUUCUAAGAAAAAAGAGCAACCUAAAAGUAAGAUGGAGCAACUCUUUGGCUUCAAGAAGGAAGACUUGACCUCCUGGGCCAGCUUGGUGACCCUCCUAAACCGACCCAUGGACCCUGCAUCAUUGGGCAUCUUCCGUUGCAUGUUUGGCUUGCUGAUGGCCAUUGACAUCACACAGGAACGUGGUCUCAGUCACGUGGACUACAAGUACCUGGACGGUGCCCCCGUGUGUCGCUUCCCGCUCUUCAACUUCCUUAAGCCGCUGCCCAUGGACUGGAUGUACUUGGUUUAUCUGGUGAUGUUCAUUGGUGCUUUGGGCAUCAUGCUAGGCUGCUUCUACCGCCUCUCCUGCCUGAUGUUCAUAUCCACAUAUUGGUACAUCUUCUUCCUGGAUAAAACGGCGUGGAAUAACCACUCGUACCUCUACGGUCUCAUUGGAUUUCAGCUGACGCUCAUGGAUGCAAACAGAUACUGGUCGAUGGACGGCUUGAGAAGACCCGUCAUAAGAAAUGCCCAUGUGCCGCUGUGGAACUACACUUUGUUAAGGACGCAGAUAUUUAUUGUUUACUUCAUCGCUGGAGUUAAGAAGCUGGAUGCUGAUUGGGUGGAGGGGUACUCCAUGUCCUACUUAGCACAUCAUUGGUUGUUUGAUCCUUUCAGGGUGAUUCUUCCUGUGGAGUUAGUGAGUCUGCUGGUGGUCCACGGCGGCGGUCUCAUGCUGGACCUAAGCGCUGGCUACCUACUCUUUUUUGAUGCCACACGACCAUAUGCGUUUGUUUUCGUCAGCUACUUCCACUGCAUGAACUCUCAGCUCUUCAGCAUUGGCAUGUUCCCCUACGCCAUGCUGGCCACCAGUCCACUCUUCUGCUACGCCGACUGGCCCAGGAAGUUUUUCCGUUGCUUCCCGGCGUUCCUCAGGGGCAUUCUCCCGUUCACGACGUCUGACGCCCAGCCUAGCUCGUCCUGCGUUUACCAGGUGGCACCAGAACGCCAGCAGCCUGUCACCAAAUCUUCGAAGCUCAAAUUCAAACACAAGCUGGCGGCCAUCUUUGCUGUAGUCUACGUGCUUGAGCAGUUCUUCCUGCCGUACUCCCACUUCAUCACUCAGGGUUAUAACAAUUGGACCAACGGCUUGUAUGGAUAUUCGUGGGACAUGAUGGUGCACUCGCGCAGCCACCAGCAUGUUAAGAUCACCUACAAGGACAGCCAAACUGGAGAGGUUGGAUACCUCAAUCCAGGGGUGUUCACACAAAGUCGGCGCUGGAAGGACCACGGUGACAUGCUGAAACAGUACGCCACCUGCCUCAGUGAACUGCUGCCUCGCUACAACAUCUCUGACCCUGAAAUCUACUUUGACAUCUGGGUGUCCAUCAAUGAACGCUUCCAACAAAGGAUCUUUGAUCCCCGCGUUGACAUUGUGAAAGCCGACUGGUCUCCAUUUCGACCAAACCCGUGGCUGAUGCCUCUGCUGGUGGACCUCUCGCCCUGGAGGACCAAGUUCCAGGAGAUUGAAAGCACUUUGGACAAUCAGACAGAGAUUGUCUUUAUCGCAGACUUCCCAGGCCUCCACUUGGAGAACUUUGUGAGUGAAGACUUGGGCAACACCAGCAUCCACUUGCUGCAGGGUAGCAUCAACGUGGAGGUCGUGGAGGAGAAGAAAAACUACAGCAUUCAAGCUGGGGAGAAAAUAAAGGUUCCUGCCGGAGCUUACCACAGAGUGUACACAGUGUCCGAGGAGCCAUCUUGCUACAUGUACAUCUACGUCAACACCACAGAGGCGGCGCUGCAGCAGAAUUUCACCAAGUUGAUGGACCUACAGGAACGCAUUCGCAACGGAACAGAAACAGAGCCUCUCCCACCGGAGCUGCAGCCUCUCCUGUCGGCAGACAACGAUGAUGGUUCGGAGAUCAACGCCACCGACCCCAUCGUGAGGCUCUUUCUGAAGAGGCAGCGUCGUAUCAAGGAGGUGAAGAAACGGCGUGAAGCCGGCGUGCUGGAGCGACUGGAGCGCUUUGCCGUGAAGAAGUACUACAGCAUACGACGAGGAUUCUUGAUGACGGCCAUCGCCAUGCGAAAUCUAGCUGUGGGUUUGCCGCCGUUGGAGCAGCUGACGCAGGAAGUGGCGUUCGCCAACAUGAAAGAACCAGAAGCAGAGGCAAACCCGGAUACACGGCUUAAAGAUGAAGUCGGCCAUGGAGAACUGUAAAAAAAAAAAAAAUGUUACUCCUCAUGGUGGUACUACUGGACUGUUGCUAUCACAGAGGGAAGACCUAUCUGGAUAUUUUUAUAAGAUGUUUCAGAUUAUUUCCAAAAUAUGAAGACAGUAUUUUGUUGUGUGCUAGCUAAGAUAAGAUAAUAUGACAGAUAUCGGUAAGUUUUGCAUUGUUUACUUUAACUGGAAAGUACGACUGAGUAUUAGGGCAACAUUGAAACAACGACACGAGAUUUGGAGUAUGAACUUGUAAAUUUAUGAGAAAACAAGUCGUAAAUUUACAAUUUUUGAAUAAAAGGGACCAAAGGUUUGGUUUUUUUAAAAUUUAAUAAAAAACAGAGAUUUGAGUGAGUAAAUACUGAUGUGAUAUUGUUCAUUAUUGCUUUACUCUUGUUUUCAAAUUAUUACAUUGAAUAGCAGUUUGAAAAAUGCACAAAAUGAUUGUUUUUCCUCAAAUAGUGGCCUGAAGUCACUUUUUUUUUUCUCUAAACUGCUGAGAUCACCAGGCAUUUCCAGAC
Molecule: messenger RNA, 2974 nt
Organism: Doryrhamphus excisus (bluestripe pipefish)
Lineage: Eukaryota; Metazoa; Chordata; Actinopteri; Syngnathiformes; Syngnathidae
Gene: ggcx
Product: gamma-glutamyl carboxylase
Biological process (GO): peptidyl-glutamic acid carboxylation
Molecular function (GO): vitamin binding; gamma-glutamyl carboxylase activity
Source: RefSeq, a predicted model, not a curated record